AUAUUUUAAUAAAUAACCUUAUUUUUUCUUCAACUUCUAUCAACAUCUUAAAUUUCUCUUUUGAUUCCUUACACAUAUUUCAAAUCCCUCCCUUACUCGUUUCGUCACACUUUUUAUAAGUGCAAGAAAGCGUAGUUUUUCUUCCCAUCUCCUCUGAUUCUCUGAACUACUCUCUUCCUCUCUCUCCUUUUCCUACCAAUUUCCAUCCAUACAUUGAGAGAUUCAUUAGAUCUCUGUUUUCUACCUGGGUUUACACUGAGGAGAGAGAUAGAGAACAUAUACUAAACCAUCAAUAAUGGCAGAUCAGAAAUCAGCUAGUCCUGCCGGAGUUUGGCCCACUGUUAAGCCAUUUGUCAAUGGAGGUGCUUCCGGUAUGCUUGCUACCUGCGUCAUUCAACCCAUCGAUAUGAUCAAGGUGAGAAUUCAACUGGGUCAGGGAUCAGCUGCUCAAGUUACCAAGAACAUGCUUGCAAAUGAGGGUAUGGGUGCCUUCUACAAGGGUUUGUCUGCUGGGUUGCUCAGGCAAGCCACAUAUACGACGGCCAGACUUGGGACUUUCAAGAUUUUGACCAACAAAGCUGUAGCUGCUAAUGAUGGGAAGCCUUUGCCGCUGUACCAAAAGGCUCUUUGUGGGUUAACUGCUGGUGCUAUUGGUGCAUCCUUUGGUAGUCCUGCUGAUCUUGCCCUUAUUCGUAUGCAAGCUGAUGCGACUUUGCCACUUGCACAACGGAGAAACUACAAGAACGCAUUUCAUGCUCUUUACAGAAUUGUUGCCGAUGAAGGAGUUUUGUCACUCUGGAAAGGUGCAGGUCCAACAGUCGUAAGAGCUAUGGCACUGAACAUGGGAAUGCUUGCUUCGUAUGAUCAAUCUGUGGAAUUCUUUAGGGAUACUUGUGGCUUGGGUGAAGGUUCUACUGUUGUAGGUGCUAGUGCCGUUUCUGGAUUCUUCGCUUCUGCUUGCAGUCUACCUUUUGAUUAUGUAAAAACCCAAAUUCAGAAAAUGCAGCCUGAUGCUGAUGGAAAGUACCCAUAUACUGGUUCAUUGGACUGUGCCAUGAAAACACUGAAAGCUGGUGGACCCUUCAAAUUCUACACAGGCUUUCCUGUCUACUGUGUUAGAAUCGCCCCUCAUGUCAUGAUGACAUGGAUAUUCCUGAACCAAAUUCAGAAGUUCGAGAAGAAGAUUGGAUUGUAGAUCAACGACAAGGUUUCAUGAUUUACGACUCUGGUUGCUGGUUUCGAGCCUUAGCAUGAGUCUUUUUUUUCGCAUCAAAACUACCAAAUUUUGCUGAAAUUAAAAUAAAUUAGCAAAAACUAUUUGUACUAGAUUAUUUACAUGAUUCUUUUGGGGUAGAAUGAAGUAUCCUAAUGGUAGUUGGUUUUGUUACCAAAUAUUAUGGUAGACUUGUGAGGAGUUGGAGACCUAAGGAUAUUUUGGAAAUUGUAAGUUGUAACCUCAACCAUAUAGUGGUAUGGUUUGUUAUUUUGCCUUCUUA
This is a messenger RNA of Amaranthus tricolor (Joseph's coat), 1496 nucleotides long. RefSeq names its product mitochondrial dicarboxylate/tricarboxylate transporter DTC-like. The record is from RefSeq and is a predicted model, not a curated record. Gene Ontology annotation, biological process: transmembrane transport. Gene Ontology annotation, molecular function: oxoglutarate:malate antiporter activity. The coding region runs from base 296 to 1195 and encodes 299 amino acids. Lineage: Eukaryota; Viridiplantae; Streptophyta; Magnoliopsida; Caryophyllales; Amaranthaceae. The transcript is spliced from 6 exons.